This is a messenger RNA of Leopardus geoffroyi (Geoffroy's cat), 3812 nucleotides long. It is a transcript of the gene DPP4, whose product is annotated as dipeptidyl peptidase 4. The transcript has 26 exons. Gene Ontology annotation, biological process: proteolysis. The coding region runs from base 626 to 2923 and encodes 765 amino acids. Lineage: Eukaryota; Metazoa; Chordata; Mammalia; Carnivora; Felidae. The record is from RefSeq and is a predicted model, not a curated record. Gene Ontology annotation, molecular function: serine-type endopeptidase activity; dipeptidyl-peptidase activity.
CAAGCUGGAAAUUCCCUGCGGAGGGUGAAUUCAGAUACUUAGCCUUUAAGCGCCAUUCACAAAUUGAAUAAUCCCAUUCUCUCUCACUUUGCCUUCCAGAAGCUUUAAACACCACCCCUGCUUCCCAACAUACUUUCACUAGCAAAAGACAGAGGCCUGGGUUUUAGCACAGCUGCCAGCAAUGAGCCGUGAGUCUGCAGACCCCACGGGAGCCCAGCGCCCAGAUCCCUUAUUAGCCAAGGCCGACCGCCGUCUGUGCGUGGGGUGCGGCCCGCAGGCUCACUCCGGUUCCCGCUCUCGCCACCCCGCCCGCGCGUCCCGGGGCCCCCGCGCCCUGCGCGCUCCGGCUGCCGCCCCGCGCCCAGCACACGGGGGAGGCGCCUCUCGGGCGCCCCCCGGCCGGGAUGCCAGUGCCCGGCGCCGGGCGCGCCUUCGCCCGCAGCCUGCCCGCGGCCUUUAUACCGACUCGGCCGGGUGCUCACUAAUGUUUAACUCGGGGCCGAAACUUGGGAGCGCCCAGUGACUCCGCGCGCCGAGCAACGGAGCUGGAAGCGCGUCUCGGCGGCUUGCCUGACUUCUGCCUGCGCUCCUGCUCCGAACGCUCAGUUCCGGGCACACGCCGACCAUGAAGACACCGUGGAAGGUGCUCCUGGGACUGCUGGGGCUUGCUGCGCUCAUCACCGUCAUCACCGUGCCCGUGGUUCUGCUGAACAAAGGCAAUGAUGCUGCAGCUGACAGUCGCAGAACUUACACUCUAAGUGAUUAUUUAAAAAAUACUUUUAGGGUGAAAUCCUACUCCUUGCGGUGGGUUUCAGAUCACGAUUAUCUCUACAAACAAGAUAAUAAUAUCUUGCUAUUCAAUGCUGAAUAUGGAAACAGCUCCAUUUUCUUGGAGAACAGUACAUUUGAUGAAUUUGAACAUUCCAUAAACGAUUAUUCGGUAUCUCCUGAUGGACAGUUUAUUCUCUUAGAGUACAACUAUGUGAAGCAAUGGAGACAUUCUUACACAGCUUCAUAUGACAUUUAUGAUUUAAAUAAAAGGCAGCUGAUUACAGAAGAGAAAAUUCCAAACAACACACAGUGGAUCACAUGGUCACCAGAGGGUCAUAAAUUGGCAUACGUUUGGGAAAACGAUGUUUAUGUUAAAAAUGAACCAAAUUCAUCAAGUCAUAGGAUCACCUGGACCGGGGAAGAAAAUGCAAUAUACAAUGGAAUAGCAGACUGGGUUUAUGAAGAGGAAAUCUUCAGUGCCUACUCUGCUCUGUGGUGGUCUCCAAAAGGCACUUUUUUAGCAUAUGCCCAAUUUAACGACACACAAGUCCCACUUAUUGAAUACUCUUUCUACUCUGAUGAGUCACUGCAGUACCCAAUGACUAUGCGGAUUCCAUAUCCAAAGGCAGGAGCUGCAAAUCCAACCGUAAAGCUCUUUGUUAUAAAAACCGACAAUCUCAACCCAAACACCAAUGCAACUUCGGUAGAAAUCACUCCUCCCGCUGCUAUGUUGACAGGGGAUUACUAUUUGUGUGAUGUAACGUGGGCAAACGAAGAAAGAAUUUCUUUGCAAUGGCUCCGAAGGAUUCAGAACUAUUCAGUCAUGGAUAUACGUGACUAUAAUAACUCCACCGGCAAAUGGAUUUCCUCAGCGGCACAAGAACACAUUGAAAUGAGUACCACUGGCUGGGUUGGAAGAUUUAGGCCUGCAGAACCUCAUUUUACCUCUGACGGGAAGAACUUCUACAAGAUCAUCAGCAACGAAGAUGGCUACAAACACAUUUGCCGUUUCCAAAUAGAUAAGAAAGAUUGCACAUUUAUUACAAAAGGAGCUUGGGAAGUCAUCGGGAUAGAAGCUCUUACCACUGAUUACCUAUACUACAUUAGUAAUGAAUAUAAAGGAAUGCCAGGAGGAAGAAAUCUUUAUAAAAUCCAACUUAAUGACUACACGAAAGUGGCAUGCCUGAGUUGUGAGCUGAAACCAGAGAGGUGUCAGUACUAUUCUGUAUCAUUUAGUAAAGAGGCAAAGUACUAUCAACUUAGAUGUUCAGGCCCUGGUCUGCCCCUCUAUACUCUACACCGAAGUAGCAACGAUGAAGAACUGAGGGUCCUGGAAGACAAUUCAGCUUUGGAUAAAAUGCUGCAGGAGGUCCAGAUGCCCUCAAAAAAACUGGACUUCAUUAUUUUGAAUGAAACAAAAUUUUGGUAUCAGAUGAUUUUGCCUCCUCAUUUUGAUACAUCCAAGAAAUAUCCUCUCCUAAUAGACGUAUAUGCAGGCCCGUGUAGUCAAAAAGCAGACGCUAUCUUCAGACUCAACUGGGCUACUUACCUUGCAAGCACAGAAAACAUUAUCGUAGCUAGCUUUGAUGGCAGAGGAAGUGGUUACCAAGGAGAUAAGAUCAUGCACGCAGUCAACAGAAGACUGGGAACAUUUGAAGUUGAAGAUCAAAUUGAAGCAGCCAGACAAUUUUCAAAAAUGGGAUUUGUGGACGACAAACGGAUUGCAAUUUGGGGCUGGUCAUAUGGAGGGUACGUAACCUCAAUGGUCCUGGGAGCAGGCAGUGGUGUGUUCAAGUGUGGAAUAGCCGUGGCGCCUGUCUCACGGUGGGAGUAUUAUGAUUCAGUGUAUACAGAGCGUUACAUGGGUUUGCCGACUCCACAAGACAACCUUGACUAUUACAAGAAUUCAACAGUCAUGAGCAGAGCUGAAAAUUUUAAACAAGUUGAGUACCUCCUUAUUCAUGGAACAGCAGAUGAUAACGUUCACUUUCAGCAGUCAGCUCAGAUCUCCAAAGCCCUGGUGGAUGCCGGAGUGGAUUUCCAAGCAAUGUGGUAUACGGACGAAGACCAUGGAAUUGCCAGCGGCCCAGCGCACCAACACAUAUACACCCACAUGAGCCACUUCAUAAAACAAUGCUUCUCUUUACCUUAGCACCUCAAACGGCUUGCCAAACCUCAUUGAAAGGCAUUUUUGUUCUGUCUCAAAGCUGCACUGUUAUGAUGAUCGUGGAAAAAAAAAGGACACGCAAAUCGAGAAAUUCAGCGUUACUCUUGUUCCCAAAUUUCAUAUCUAUAACCCUAAGAAGGGACUUCUGUCUUCACGACAGACUUCCGCAAGUUUGAAGUAUUCCGUCUGUUUCUGUUUAUUAUUUAAAAUCAUUACCACAUCAGUUGCUGAAACAACAACUAGGAGUUGUUCGUAUGGGAGUUCUGCAUAGGUUCCCUGGGAAGCGUUCAUCUUUUUCUAACUGGACCAGCCCACGCGUGCUCUCUUCUUUAAAGGGAACGCAGUGAUGUCCCUGAAGCGGGGGUGAGAGAGGGAGGGUUAGGGAAAGAAGUGAGGAGGCAUGGCUGGGAAGUCAAGUCCGAGCCCAAUGACCCGACCAGACUACGGUCAGCAACUCUUGGAGGAGAGCUGUUCACAGCUAGAUGGGCACGGUUUUCUGAGAAAGAUUAUUUAACCAGUCUCAGGAAAUCAUAAAUGCAAGCACCGACUUCUAAGUAAAACCACAGCAGUUGAAUAGACUCCAAAGAAAUGAGAAGGAAACUGGCAACAAAGCAAGGCCCGCAGGUGCUGGUUAUGGCCACAGGUGCUACGAAAGCACAGCUAGAGUGAGGGGAAAGUACUGCCAACGGGCUUCAUAAAAUACUGAUGUUUCCUGCUGAGGGAGGCAGCCUGGAACUGAGAUGUGAGCACAUCAGCUUGCCCUGUUAAAAGAUGAACAUAUUUGUAUCACAUAUUCUAACCUGAAGGAGUCCUUGCAUCAGUUUUUCUCAUGUCAUUUCUCUGAGCGUCUUAAUUAAAAGGGGAUUUUAACUUC